Messenger RNA from Saccostrea echinata, 2815 nucleotides. Its product is annotated as calcium/calmodulin-dependent protein kinase kinase 1-like. Gene Ontology annotation, molecular function: ATP binding; protein kinase activity. The record is from RefSeq and is a predicted model, not a curated record. The coding region runs from base 409 to 2178 and encodes 589 amino acids. Lineage: Eukaryota; Metazoa; Mollusca; Bivalvia; Ostreida; Ostreidae. Gene Ontology annotation, biological process: CAMKK-AMPK signaling cascade; activation of protein kinase activity; protein phosphorylation. The transcript is spliced from 16 exons.
UUACCUAUUGUGGAAUGAUCCAACAUAAGGACUUACUUUCACACAUGAGUAACUGUGUAAGUGGUAGAGGGGAUGGUGUUUUUACAACUAAUUGUAAGAAUUAUGUAUGAAAAUAUAGACCGUGAAAGCAUAUGCAUUCCAUUUAAAGGGACAGUGUCUGGGAAAAAGUGAGGAUGAUAUAACUCAAAAACAUUUUUAAAGCCAACCUCUAAAUGACAAUGAAACGAUGCUUGUUAAAUCAACUAAACUGUCACUUUUGAUGGACUUACAUACUUAGAUUGGAAAGAAAGUUUAAACUCUUAUCAAAUGUGGGCAGUUUAUUUUCAUGAGGAAUUUUAAACGAAAAACAUUGCCUUGACUUGAAAUUAUUUUCAUGUAGAGUUUUAUUUCCAAAUUUGUUUUGGGAUCAUGGCCACCAUGCCUGUGUUCAAUCUGGAGAGUUCUUUCAGGAAAUGUCAUAUUGACUCUGAUCAGGAAGACUUCAUAGAACACAACCUCCAGGAUCACAAAGAACCAAAAUCAGCUCUACCAAAUGGAGUAAAUAGUCACACAGAUCUACCGAUAAAAGAAAAAGACAAGGAAAAUAUAAAUGUGCCUAAAACUGGGGAUAUUGUGUGUGUUCAGACAAGAACCAAGCACCCUCUGUUAAGGAAGAGUUCCAACAUCACAAAUGAUUCUGGUCAUAGCUCAGUAAGUGACAACGAAGACAACGUAUUCAGGGACCACGACGAUGACGGGAGCAGACGACACAGCUUGACAGUGGUUGAUGCCACUGGUCACCUUGAUGUGCCUACAAACUUGGACUGUCUCAAAAAUACAUCUCAAUCGGCGAGUAGUUCAGCCCUUCAUGCUUUUCAUUUUCCUCAUCAAAGAAAUGUGCCCCGCAUUGCCUACAGUCUAUCAGAAGAAACCUUAGGUGUAAAUAGACUCGGUGGUGGACGAUCCCCGCAAGGAUCACCACGGUUACGCAGGCAGCCAACAAUGGAGACCAGUAGUUUUUCUGUUGUGGAUGGUGCUGACGGCUAUGUGCAGCUGAAUCAGUAUAAACUCAAAAAUGAAAUUGGCAAGGGUUCUUAUGGCAUUGUAAAACUAGCGUACAACGAACAAGAUGAUGUUCAUUAUGCAAUGAAAAUUCUUUCCAAAAGCCGGUUAAAGAAAAAAGCUGGAUUUUUCAGAAGGCCUCCUCCCUCCAGGGAUGGCAAACAAGUAGCUCGCCCCCUUGCCCCGAUGGAUCGGGUUUACAGAGAAAUAGCUAUUCUGAAGAAAUUGGACCAUCCAAAUGUUGUCCGCUUAGUGGAAGUCUUGGAUGACCCAAAUGAAGACAAUUUAUACAUGGCCUUUGAACUUGUUGAAAAGGGAGAAGUGUUAGAGGUGCCCACAGACAAGCCUCUGUCUGAAGAACAAGCAUGGUCAUUCAUGAGAGACAUCAUACUGGGAACAGAAUACUUACAUUAUCAGAAGAUCAUUCAUCGAGAUAUCAAGCCUUCCAACUUACUCCUGGGGGAUGAUGGUCAUUUGAAAAUUGCAGAUUUUGGGGUCAGUAAUGAGUUCACAGGAACUGACAUCACGCUGACAAAUACUGCAGGCACGCCAGCCUUCAUGGCUCCAGAAACCCUCAAAGAGGAAAAAGAAAACUUCAGUGGAAAGGCAACAGAUAUCUGGGCCAUUGGAGUCACCUUGUAUUGUUUUGUAAUAGGAAGAUGUCCAUUUGAGGAUGAUUUUCCUCUAAGUUUGCACAAGAAAAUUAUGAAUGACCCAGUUAAGUUCCCUGAGAAGCCUGUGUUGUCAGAAGAAUUGAAAGAUCUUAUCCUAAAGAUGUUGGACAAAAAUCCCAAUACAAGGAUAACACUACCAGAAAUAAAGGAACAUCCCUGGGUAACAAGGGAUGGAGAAGAGCCCCUGCCAACAGAGGAGGAGAACUGUGUCCUCGUGACCUUGACUGACGAGGACCUUGACAAUGUGGUCAAACAUGUGCCAAAGUUAGACACUCUGAUUAUGGUGAAGAGCAUAUUAAAACACAAGUCAUUCAAGAAUCCAUUCAGGGACAACUCCUACAUUAAGGAGGAAUUUCAAAAAAGUGGGCGCUCUAAUUCAGCUCCGGACACAUUCCACAGGGUGGUGAAAAGGAAAAUUUCUGCCGAUGCCAAUGUCGACAAGCCCCUGGCUGAACAUUCAUAAUACCAGUGCCAGCCACCUUAUAAACUCCAUAUAUGCAAACUACAACAAGAGUACCACUUUAUGCAUUCAUUAUUCAAGAUUCCUUUCCCAUUUAGGAUGUUAAUUUUCUGCUUACGAGCCUUGAAAGAUGCUCUAAGCGAUAUAACUAACUUAGUGCAUUCAAGCAAUUUCCACUUUACUUGUGUUUCGUGACACUGGAUUGAUCAUGGUGUAUUUUAUUGAAUUUUUUUUUAAUUUAAGCUCACCUGAGCUAGAAUUUCAAAUGAGCUUCUUCUGAUGGAAGAUUGGCUGUUGUCGAUCUGAGAGUCUCUGAUAGGUUUUGUUGUCAUAUUUUGAACCAUCGUAUCAUUUAGAGUCAUUUAAAUGAAGGGCCACACACUUUCCUAGAGAGAGAGAAAUGUGGUAAUAUAAUAAACUUUUCUCAGGAAAAAAAUGUGUGAGUUGUAUGACUUAAUUAAAAUAAUAAAUUUUUAAGCAAUUUAUUCUUAUCUAUUGCAAAUUUAAUUGUGAUAGCAGCUCAUACAAGUGGUCAGAGUUCUGGCUUCAUAGACCACUGUAGAAGCUCUUACUUCAGUCUGUCCUCCAUUUAUACAUACAUGUAAGCCUGCUUAUAACAUAUGUAUAUAUAUACAUGUAU